This is a messenger RNA of Penicillium cinerascens, 342 nucleotides long. Its product is annotated as cytochrome c oxidase subunit VIIa. Lineage: Eukaryota; Fungi; Ascomycota; Eurotiomycetes; Eurotiales; Aspergillaceae. Bases 101 to 289 code for a protein of 62 amino acids. The record is from RefSeq and is a predicted model, not a curated record. Gene Ontology annotation, biological process: mitochondrial electron transport, cytochrome c to oxygen. The transcript has 4 exons.
CUUCUCUGCCCACCCCCCACCACCGUCAGGCAGGUUCCUUUCUGUCUACAUCCUAUCGAUCGUCUUAUCGAGCGCUGAUUGACACGGUCUGUUCGAUACAAUGGCCGCUGCUAUCCCCCCUAUCACCGGCAUGCUCCGCCGUGGUCUCGUCUUGGACCUGAGCACCGCCUUUGGUUUCGGUACCACCUUCGGCUACCUCUGGUGGUACGGCUACCACCUUCCCCGUGUCCGUGAGCGCGACACCUUCUACACCCGUCUUGAACAGGAGCGCGCCGCCCAACGCGCAUAAAUCGGUCAACCUCGCCUCGCCUCGAUUGUUUCCUUUUUGUCCGUCGGCUGCAG